GAGAGAUGCGGCAAUAAAUGGAAGCUCCUUCACUCUGCCAAACUAAUACGUGUACUUAUUAAGGUUUGACAAAGACAUAACUGCUUCUGUAAUUAGGAUAUACUACUACUACUACUUUUGUUUUUCAAAACUAAAACGAGAAUUGGCACCAUAAUUACCUAACAUCUCAAUCUCUCCCAAUCCAUCCCCCUUUUUCCCUCUUAAACCUCCUCUAAAAGCAAAAAUAAACCAACCCCUCAACUACCUUAACCACCACCACAAUCUCCCUCUCCACUCUUCCCCCGUUUGCUCACUAUUUUCUCUCUCACUCACUCCUUACCCCCAUUCGCCUCUCUCUUUCUCUCACAAAAUGCAAAAUUUCCCACCACUACAAUCUCCUUCCUCAAUUACCAAAAUCCAAACUUUGAACAACUAAAUCUUACCCUUUAUCCCAAACUAACAAAACAAAAUCCAACAACCCCCACUUCUAGUUCUUUCUUCCUCCAAAAACCCCACCUUUCCCCUUCAAACUCCCCCCAAAAAAACCCAAAUAAAAAAAAAAUCUUUGUUCUAUUUUAGUUCCCAUUUUCAAUGUUGCAACCUUGGAACAAACCUCGUUCUUCUCCAUUCUCAUGUUCUUCCUUCAAAGACAUUCAAACCCUCUUCUUAGAUGAACCCACCACCACCAAACCCAAACCCUCUAUCUUCCACCGAGUCACACUCGCCAACUCGCUCCUCCGCGCCUGGUCAACUAACCCCAAAAUCUCCUCACGCGCCCACGACGAAGCCCCACGCGCCGCCCAACCACACCCUCCGCCGUCCAUUCUCCGCUCGGAGCAGCGCGUGGUGGUCUACUUCACGAGCCUGCGCGUGGUCCGCGCCACGUUCGAGGACUGCAAAACGGUGCGUUCCAUCUUGCGCGGGUUCCGCGUCGCGCUGGACGAGCGCGACGUGUCCAUGGACUCGGGUUUCCUCUCGGAGCUCCGUCGGGUAACGGGUCACAAAUCCGGUUUGACCCUGCCACGUGUCUUCAUUAACGGAAGGUACGUCGGUGGGGCCGAGGAGCUGAGGUGGCUGCACGAGAGUGGCGAGCUCAAGAAGCUUGUCGAGGGCUUGCCCGCAGUGGAUUCGCACCUCCGUGUGUGCCACGUGUGCGACGAUCAUAGGUUCGUGCUGUGCGGGGAGUGUUCCGGUGCGCGCAAGGUGUACGCGGAGAAAGGUGGGUUCAAGACGUGUACGGCUUGCAACGAGAGUGGCUUGAUCAGAUAAGAUAAGGCUGAGUAGACUCAAGAUAAGGCAACUUCUAAACGACUGACACGUGGCACACGAUGACGAGGAUAGGAUUGCGGUCAUCCUUAUCCUGAAGAUUACUCUCUUUACAACACACCUAUAUACAAGAUUUCUUCAGCAGUUACUAAUCUGAUCUGGUCGAUAAUGACAAGUUGUAAUGCUGUACUUCUGACCUGGUGAGACUUCCGUAUACUGGGUGAUGAUAAUGAUAUCUCUUUUUGUGUAACAAUUUCUCUAUCAAUUGAGCAUUGUAGUCUUUCCAGUCUUGUUCUAAUGCAAAAUAGUCAUCAACCAAAUCUUUUACCUUUUGAAACUCAGGUUCUGGAACAUAAAUCUCUGUUCGGAUUUGACCAUCAUUAGUAUUCUGAGUAAUUAUUAACUUCAUAGAGAUUUGGAUCUUUGGGAUGAACUUGGUAGAUUUGGAUCCAAAGGUCAGUAUGAGUAAUUAUUAACUUUACAGAGAUGUCUUGCCAGCUGGUUGCGAUAACUUUCUUCCAAGGGAUAUGUUUCAAAAGUUCCCUAAAUUUGAGCUUCAUUUCUAGACCAGAGUUGUCCUUGCUCCAUAAAGUAAGGACGGUGAAUAAUCACAAUAGAAACUAGUUCUCUUAUGUGAUCUUCUGAGAUUUCUCUUUGUCUCUCAAUGUCUAGAAUUUUUUUCAGCUUCAUACGCCACCAUGCUAUAGAGAAAACCACUCUAACAUUGUCCAUAAAAGAUAUUCAUCUUUAUAUGGAUUUGUCAAGAUGUUGUAUGUCAUAAAAGGUUUUAGGGUGAUGGGGAUUGAAUAUUGUACUGUAUUACACCAAAUGACCCAUAUGGUUGGUUCACACAAAUCCCACCCAAUCUCACAGAACAGUUCAAAUAUACCUCCAAAGGGUAUCUCAGGAUCAAAUAUUUGUGCUGGAGUGUAUUUGAAUCUCAUGGUUUCAUGUAGAAAAUGGAAGUAAUGAGACUUAGCAUAUUCAAGGAUCUGUGCAGGAGUAUGGGUAAUCAAUCUUGGAGGGAAAACCUUAAUAGUUUUGGCUGUUUCAGAUAAUGGUUUUACCAUGAAUAUUAAUGGGAAGGGGUGAGUGGAGGUUAUCACCUUAACGGUCUUAUUGUUUGGUUUGGAUAAGAAAUCAGGAAUCAAAUUAUUCUUCCCUUUUAUGUGUUUCACAGAAAAAUCAUAUAUGGAGAACCAAUCCUUGAGCCUUAAGAUUUGAGGAUCUGGUGGCAUCUUGUUUUUAAAUUCCAAAAUUUUUGGGAAUGACGAAUUGUCCAUGUGAACCUGAAACUGGUGUCCUCUCAAAUGAAAAUCAAAUUUCUUGAUUCCAUUUUUUUUUA
Messenger RNA from Glycine soja, 2590 nucleotides. RefSeq lists its product as uncharacterized. Bases 571 to 1248 code for a protein of 225 amino acids. The record is from RefSeq and is a predicted model, not a curated record. Lineage: Eukaryota; Viridiplantae; Streptophyta; Magnoliopsida; Fabales; Fabaceae. The transcript is spliced from 2 exons.